AUGUUACUGUCUGUUUUCGGCAACGAAGCGCCACAUCAGUCGACAAUUUCCCAUUGGUAUGGAGAAUUUAAACGUGGACGGGUGAGUCUUAGCGACGAUCCCAGGGUGGGUGCACCAAAAAUGGCAGUCACUCAGGAGAACGUCGAUUCUGUGCGCAAACUCGUCAUUGACGAUAGACAUGUGACAUAUCGCGAGAUCGAGGCGUCCUUGAAGAUCUCAAAGACCUCAAUUCAAAAAAUUUUACAUGAAAAAUUAGGCGUAAGAAAAUUAGCUUCUCGUUGGAUACUGGUGACUGAAGAGCAGAAAGCAGCCAGGGUUGAUUGGUGUCAAAAAACGCUUGACCGUUUCAAUUCCGGAAACUCAAAGUAUGUGUACAGCAUUGUUAGUGGUGAUGAAUCGUGGAUUUACUGUUAUGAACCAGAAAAUAAACGACAGUCGGCUCCAACAAAAGUCAUCCGUUCUCGAAGUGUUUCGACAAUGAUGGUCGCGACAUUUGUGUCAAAAGCGGGUCAUAUUGCAACAAUUCCUCUUAAUGAGCAAAGAACUGUUACUGCGGAUUGGUAUACCACCAUUUGUUUGUCAAAAGUCAUCACCGAACUUCGAAAAAUCAACCCCGAAAGAAAAAUCAUCCUCCACCAAGACAAUGCAAGCUCGCACACAGCCCAAGAAACAAGGCAGUAUUUAACGGAAGAAAACGUUGAAUUAUUGGACAUCCUCCAUAUAGUCCCGAUCCCUAACGAUUUCUUUACUUUCCCGAAAAUUAAAAACAGACUGCAUGGUCAAAGGUUCCAGUCACCAGAAGAAGCAGUUGACGCAUUCAAAAAUGCCGUUUUGGAUCUGCCAGCAAACAAGUGGAAUAAGUUCUUCGAAAAUUGGUUCGAGCGCAUGCAGAUGUGUAUUAAUCUUCGUGGAGAAUACUUCGAAAAACAAUAA
Molecule: messenger RNA, 933 nt
Organism: Acanthoscelides obtectus
Lineage: Eukaryota; Metazoa; Arthropoda; Insecta; Coleoptera; Chrysomelidae
Source: the annotation of a GenBank genome assembly